AUGACGUCAAACCAGAAAAAGCCUUCACCUCUUUUUGAGAGUCUUAAAGGAAAAUGUUACAGAUGUGGUUAUCAAAACCAUAGGGCCAAUAACUGUGAGUUUGCUUCAAAGAUAUGUAAUAAAUGCAAGAAACAGGGACACUUAGCCAGAGUAUGUUUAGGAUCUACAAGAACAAAAAUUCACCAAGCCGAAGAAGAAGACUGUCAAGAUGAACAACACGAGAUUUUCAAAAUAGAUAGAAGAAAUGGAGAUAAAAUUAUGCUUGACUUAUCAGUUGAAGGUAAACCAGUUCAAAUGGAACUUGAUACCGGUUCUGCUAUAAGUACUCUGCCUUACUCUACAUUCAAGAAACUUGAAAUUAAUAGGAAAAUUUGUCAUACACAAGUGCAGCUACGAACAUACACUCGAGAAGUCUUCAAACCAAAAGGAGUUGUUUUUGUGCAUUGUACAUACAAGGAUCAGAAAUUUACAGGCAAACUUUACAUCGUGGAUGACAACCUUGACGCAAUAUUUGGUCGCGAUUGGUUGCGAGAAGUACAGUUAGACUGGGCUGAACUAAAGGCAGUACAACAAUACCCAAAAGUAGGUGGUCUUGACAAUCUUUUAGAGAAGUUCAAUGAUGUGUUUGAGCCAGGUAUCGGUAAGAUUCCAGAUCAACUUGGACACUUACAACUUGUCGAUGGGGCUCGUCCGGUAUUUAUGAAGGCUAGGCCUGUACCGUACGCAUUAAAACUGAAAGUGGAACAAGAACUUGACCGCUUAGAAGAAGCAGGAAUAAUUUCUAAAACUCAAGAAUCUGAGUGGGGAACACCAAUCGUUCCUGUAGUCAAGCCUAACGGAGAUGUGAGAAUAUGCGCGGAUUACAAAGUGACAGUAAACAAGCAGAUCCAAGAUGAACAUCACCCUAUUCCCAAAAUUGAAGACAUAUUUGUCAACAUGAAUGGUGGAAAAUUAUUUUGUACACUAGAUUUAAGAAAUGCUUACCUUCAUUUGGAAAUGGACAGUGAUAGUGCAAAUAUUCAAACCUUAAGCACGCAUAAGGGACAGUACAGGGUACAUAGAUUAAUGUUUGGUAUUAAAGUUGCUCCUGGAAUUUGGCAGAAAACAAUGGACAAGACGUUGGCAGGCAUAGAGGGGAUACAGUGCUUCUUUGACGAUAUAGUCAUUCAGGGAAAUUCAGAAGAGGAACUACUUCUGCGUUUGGAAAGUGUCUUAGGAAAACUAAGAGAAAAAGGUUUAAGACUCAAUCGUGACAAAUGCAAGUUUCUCCAGAAAAGAAUACAUUAUUUGGGCCACGUCAUUGAUGAAAAAGGUAUACAUAAAUGUAUGGACAAAGUAGCUGCCCUAACUAAGGCAAGAAAACCUGAGAAUGUAAGCGAACUCCGGACAUUUUUAGGUUUGGUAAACUAUUACAACCGAUUCAUAAAAGACCUAGCUACUCUACUGAAACCAUUACAUAAACUUUUACAGAAAGGGAACAAAUACGUUUGGAAUGAACAAUGUGAACAGAGUUUUGAACAAAUCAAGAAAGUUAUCUCCAGUGAUACUGUUCUUUGCCACUACAGUCCAGAACUACCACUAGUAUUAGCUACAGACGCAUCUCCUGUUGGGUUAGGCGCUGUUAUAUCACACCGUUUUCCUGAUGGGACCGAGAAACCAAUUGCUUUUGCCUCUCGAACGUUGACGAAGCCUGAAGAAAAAUAUAGUCAGAUAGACAAGGAAGCAACUGGCAUUAUUUGGGGCCUAAAAAAGUUCUUUACUUAUUGUUACGGUCGCAAAUUCACCCUCGUAACCGACCACAAACCACUAGUCACAAUCUUCAACCCAGAAAAAAAUCUUCCAUCCAUGUCUGCAACUCGUUUGUUCAAUUAUUCUCAUUAUUUAUCAGGCUUUGAUUACAGCAUUGAGUUCAGAAGAUCAAAUGAACAUGGAAACGCUGAUUUUCUCUCUAGAUUUCCUACUGAGACACAAAAUAGUACCUGCAUUGACCAAAUUGAUGUUUUCCUAACAAGUCAGAUCAAUCAAAUGAGUUUGGAUCAUAAGUUGGUAGCAAAAGAAACUUCCCAUGACACGGAAAUGAAUAAGAUAGUACACGCUUUACAAAAUGGCCAGUCUGUUGAAAAACUUGGAUUUCACGAUGGUGAACUGAGUCUUCAUGAAGGUUGUAUCCUCAAGGGAUGGAGGGUUAUGAUUCCGAAGUCUCUUACUAAAACUGUUUUGAAUGAAUUACACUUUGGACACAUGGGUGUAUUGAAAACGAAAGCAUUAGCCAGAAGUUUUUGUUAUUGGAAAGGACAAGACAAAGAUAUCGAGGAGAUGAUUGCAUCAUGCAGAGCGUGUAGAGAAAAACAAAAUGCACCACAAAAAGAAGUGAACCAUCCUUGGAUACCAGCUACUAGACCUUGGGAAAGGAUUCACAUUGAUUUUGCUGGCCCUACAAAUGGACUUUACUUCCUGUUAGUCAUUGACGCAUUUACCAAAUGGGUAGAAGUAUUGCCUACGAAAUGUACUACAGCUACUUGGACAGUAAAGGAGUUGCGAAAAAUGUUUUCUACUUUUGGAUUACCAGAUCUUCUUGUGUCAGACAAUGGACGACAGUUUACUUCCUUAGAGUUUACUAGCUUCCUUGAACAGUGUGGAAUUACACAUAAAACAACUGCACCAUAUCACCCUUCAUCUAAUGGGCAGGCUGAACGUUUUGUUCAAACUGUAAAGAAAUCACUUAAAUGUAUGGAAAAUGAACCUGGGACCAUCGAUGAAAAAUUACAUAGAUUUCUAAUGCAGAUCCGCCAAGCUCCUAAUUCAACGGGAACCUCUUCAUAUUUCCUCAUGUUUAAUAGAAAGAUUCGCACUUAUCUAAGUCUACUAAAGCCUCGGGGAAAACACGAACCUACCUGUCCAAAAGGUAUAAUGCGAAGAUUCAAUCCUGGGGACCGCGUACAAGUCAGAAAUUAUUCAGGAAGAGACAAGUGGGCCUUGGGAACAGUUGAAAUUAAAGAUGGUAAUCUUCAUUAUUACGUUAGAAUGGAUGAUGGUCAAACUUGGAGGCGACACGUCGACCAGAUGCUACGCACAAAACUUUAA
This is a messenger RNA of Macrosteles quadrilineatus (aster leafhopper), 3084 nucleotides long. RefSeq lists its product as uncharacterized. Gene Ontology annotation, biological process: DNA integration. The transcript has a single exon. Bases 1 to 3084 code for a protein of 1027 amino acids. Gene Ontology annotation, molecular function: zinc ion binding; nucleic acid binding. The record is from RefSeq and is a predicted model, not a curated record. Lineage: Eukaryota; Metazoa; Arthropoda; Insecta; Hemiptera; Cicadellidae.